Messenger RNA from Octopus sinensis (East Asian common octopus), 1416 nucleotides. Its product is annotated as ATP-dependent RNA helicase abstrakt-like. Gene Ontology annotation, cellular component: spliceosomal complex. Lineage: Eukaryota; Metazoa; Mollusca; Cephalopoda; Octopoda; Octopodidae. The transcript has 3 exons. The record is from RefSeq and is a predicted model, not a curated record. Bases 1 to 1407 code for a protein of 468 amino acids. Gene Ontology annotation, biological process: mRNA splicing, via spliceosome. Gene Ontology annotation, molecular function: ATP binding; RNA helicase activity; RNA binding.
AUGUCAGAAAGCAGCGACUCGUCCGACAGCCCGUACAUUCCAAUAGCAGAAAGAAAAAAACGAAAAUGGGAAGAAUCCUUAAAAAUUGUUGGUUCAAUUCGCAAUAAUAACAAAUCUCCCGAGCCAAAGAAAAUUGUUGAAGAAACCUCUCAGGAAUCCAAAAAAGAAGAAAAGUCCCUUUUUCAAGUUCAUAUGGAAAAAAGCAGCGGAGAACCAAAAGUCGACGAUAUUCAGACCAUUCUCCGCAACGAAGACGAACUUUUAGCUUCCAUUGCCGAAAGUCGUCCUCUCGUGGGAGUUGGUGAGCUGGCAAAAGGCAUUCACUACUCCAAGCCACUCAAAACCUCCUGGCGGGCCCCUUCAUUUGUCUCCAAAAUGAGACCCAACCGUCACCGAUUGGAGAUUAACCUUCCAUUUGGGGCGAGAGAAGGACCAUAUGGACUGAUUCUCUGUCCUUCCAGGGAAUUGGCCAGACAAAUCUGCGACAUUUGUCAGUCAUAUGAACAUAGUUUGCGCAAGAAAUUUCCAGCUUUGAGAAUAUGUUUGUGGAGAUAUCUCGUGCUGGAUGAGGCUGAUAGGAUGGUGGAUAUGGGAUUUGAUGAGGACGUCCGCAAUAUUUUGUCAUAUUUCAAGGCACAGAGACAGACUCUUUUAUUCUCGGCCACAAUGCCACUUAAAGUUAAGAAUUUUGCUCGGACUGCACUGGUUUGUCCAAUCACGGUGAAUGUGGGGAGGGCGGGGGCUACCACUCUCAAUGUGACACAACACAUUGAAAUGGUCGAGUUUGAUGAAAGAUUGGAUGCCCUUAUUCGAGUGUUGCAGGAGACUGCUCCACCUGUCCUUAUAUUUUCUGAGAAAAAACAAGACGUGGAUUUUAUCACCGAAUAUCUACUUUCCCAUGGAAUCACGACUGUUUCUAUUCACGGAAGUAUGGACGCGGAGGACCGACAUUCCGCGAUAGACAAAUUCCGCCGUGGAGGGAAGGACGUUCUUGUAGCGACGGACGUGGCAUCGAAAGGACUCGACUUCUCCAAUGUUCAGCACGUGAUCAAUUUUGACAUGCCAGCAGACAUUGAGAAUUACAUUCACCGAAUAGGCCGAACUGGACGAGUGGCAGGUUGUCAGGGAUUGGCCACCACGUUCGUUACCAAAUCCACGGAUCAUAUUGUCUUGUUGGAUAUAAAAAUGCUGCUUCUCGAGUCUAACCAGAAGAUCCCCGCCUUUCUGCGAGAAAUACACCCGGACAAUUACAAUUUAGACUUGAAGGACGAUCAUGUUGGGUGCAAGUACUGUGUCGCCUUGGGACAUCGUAUUUCCGAGUGUCCCAAAUUGGCUUCUCUUAGAAACAAAGAAGCAUUUGAUAUCACAGAAGCCGGUGUUUCGGGUACUGGUGCGGGUGGCUGGUAGAUUUACAAU